Messenger RNA from Dromaius novaehollandiae (emu), 5351 nucleotides. It is a transcript of the gene SEPSECS, whose product is annotated as Sep (O-phosphoserine) tRNA:Sec (selenocysteine) tRNA synthase. Bases 184 to 1644 code for a protein of 486 amino acids. The transcript has 11 exons. Gene Ontology annotation, molecular function: O-phosphoseryl-tRNA(Sec) selenium transferase activity; tRNA binding. Gene Ontology annotation, biological process: selenocysteine incorporation; conversion of seryl-tRNAsec to selenocys-tRNAsec. The record is from RefSeq and is a predicted model, not a curated record. NCBI's taxonomy places the organism in Eukaryota, Metazoa, Chordata, Aves, Casuariiformes, Dromaiidae.
CGCGGGGCGGGGCUGCCGCCGCUCCUCGGCGGCGCAUGCGCAGCUCCUCCAGCUCCUGCAGCGGGAACAGAGCAGAUCGCGGGCGGGUCGCGCGACCACCCCGUGCGCUGAGACAGCCGCGCCUGCGCGGAGCGGCCGCCGCUGCCGGCGGGAGCCGGGCUGCCGCUGCCGUCGCCAGCGGCAAUGAACGCCGAGAACUUCGGCUGCAGCGAGCGCCUGGUGACGGCGGCCUACGUGCGCCAGGGGGCGCAAGGCCGCCGCGCGCACGAGCUGCGCCUGCGGGCGCUGCUGGAGCAGGGAAAGUGUCCUGAAGAUGGAUGGGAUGAAAGUACCAUUGAACUGUUUCUUCAUGAACUUGCCAUAAUGGAUAGCAACAACUUUCUGGGCAACUGUGGUGUGGGUGAGAGGGAAGGAAGAGUGGCAUCAGGACUGGUUGCCCGAAGGCAUUACAGGUUGAUCCAUGGAAUUGGAAGGUCAGGUGAUAUUUCGGCUGUCCAGCCUAAAGCUGCAGGGUCUAGCCUUCUGAACAAACUUACUAAUUCAGUAGUUCUGGAUAUUAUAAAGCUAGCUGGUGUCCGGACAGUGACCAAUUGCUUUGUGGUUCCUAUGGCAACUGGAAUGAGUCUAACUCUGUGUUUUUUGACACUGCGGCACAAGAGACCAAAGGCAAAAUACAUUAUUUGGCCACGUAUAGACCAGAAAUCUUGCUUUAAAUCUAUGAUAACUGCAGGUUUUGAACCGGUGGUGAUAGAAAAUGUAUUGGAAGGUGAUGAGCUACGGACAGACAUCAAAGCAGUGGAGGCUAAAAUCAGAGCUCUUGGUGCUGAAAAUAUUCUGUGUGUUCAUUCUACAACCUCUUGCUUUGCUCCAAGGGUACCUGAUAGACUGGAGGAACUGGCUGUGAUUUGUGCUAAUUAUGACAUUCCCCAUAUUGUCAACAAUGCAUAUGGAGUUCAGUCUUCAAAGUGUAUGCAUCUUAUCCAGCAGGGCGCUCGAGUAGGCAGAAUAGAUGCUUUUGUUCAGAGCUUGGACAAAAAUUUUAUGGUUCCAGUAGGUGGUGCUAUCAUUGCUGGCUUCAGUGAGUCCUUCGUUCAGGAGAUCAGCAAAAUGUACCCAGGAAGAGCAUCUGCAUCUCCUUCUUUAGAUGUCCUCAUUACACUUCUGUCUCUAGGUACUAGUGGCUACAAGCAGUUACUGAAAGAGAGAAAGGAAAUGUUUUCCUAUCUUUCAAGUGAACUGAAGAAGUUGGCGGAUGUCCACAAUGAGAGACUGUUGGACACACCACAUAAUCCCAUUUCCCUAGCCAUGUCACUGAAGAAUCUAGAUGAAAAUAAGGAUGCUGCUGUUACCCAGCUGGGUUCUAUGCUUUUCACAAGACAAGUUUCUGGAGCAAGGGUGGUUCCCUGUGGGUCUGUACAAACUGUGAAUAACUACACUUUUAAAGGCUUUAUGUCACAUACAAAUGACUAUCCCUGUGCUUACCUCAAUGCUGCGUCAGCAAUUGGAAUUAAAAAACAAGAUGUAGACAUAUUCCUAAAAAGACUUGACAAGUGUUUGAAGACUUCUAGGAAAGAAGUAAAGAAUGAAAAAAGUGUGGAUGAAAUAAGUAAUUCUAAUGCAGGCACAGAACAACUUGAAGACUAGAAGAUACAGAUUUUGUAACACAGGAAAAUACGCUUUUGUCUGAAGUAUGUCAGGUUUGUAUUGGGUUAGCCUUGAAAAUCUGCAGUGCAGAAAACAAAUUAUUCCUCAUCUGAGAGGAAGGAAGAAAACCAACAAAACUCAGGUGAAAUUCAGCUUUAAAGAAAACUUUAGGUGAUGUUCUCUCUGAAACAGAGGGCCAGUCACAAACUUUUUGCACCACUUAAAUGUACUUAACAUCUGCCAAAGUAAAGCUUACGUUCAUAAAGAUGUUGAGCUAGCCUUUUGGUCUGAGGGUGAUUUUGACCUAUUGUGACUGGUGUUUGACAAAUCACAGAAUGCUUAUUCCUUUAUUCUUGACUAACAAAAUUUUCUGUGGCAAUGAUUGCAGACCUUUCAGGUAUAGGCACAUAUCCAGCAAGAAAUGUUUCAUUGCUUCCUAAAUGUCUGUUAAUUGUUUCUCCUCAGCAUACUUGUCACUUUUCAUGUCUUCUCAAAGAUUUAUAUAAAAGUUUUGGGAUAGCACUUAAUAAACAUAAUGAUAAAACUGCAUGAAGAAAUGAGAGUUGAAGUAACAGUCUUUUCAGGGCCUCACACCACCUCAGGACUAGAACUGCUGCUUUUGGGUACAUUUUUGGCUAUGAACUGCCUCAAACAAAGCAACUCCCAGUGGCCAAGGAAAAACCAGAAUGCCUCAUAUCCUGUCAGUUCUUAACUCUUGGAAAUAUUUGCAGGCUUCAGCAACCCAAAGGAAUUUUUUAAGGGAGUGCAGUUAUAAAAGCAAGGGGCUGUGGAGUAUGGAGUGAAGAAAGUCUCUCCACCAUCACCACCACCACCCCUUUUUUUUAAUGCAUUUCUUCUCUUUGGUAGCUGCUCUAGAACAGAAGCAGGAGAUUCACAGAAAGGGAGGAAGUCUGUGGGAUGAGUCCAGCAAUCUCAAGAGCUAGUGAGACUUGAGGGUGUCUUGGCAUUUUCUUAUCCUGUCGUUUUUAAAAUGCAUUGACUUCCACUUCUCAGCUGUUGCCUGUCAUUGGCCCUGUUGCUUCUGUAGCUGUGUUCAGUUACUGAUGAGAAUUCACUAAGUUAACAAUAGAUUUAGAGUCUGUUCUUUGAACAAAGGUUCCACAUCACUGGAGAGACAUUGCUGUAGGUUUCAAAAUUUUUAGCUAAUUGUUAUUAUAUGCAGCUACUACACUGUAUGUAGGUUUGAUGUCAUUUACUGGCCAAAGCGAGCCUAAUGUUCAAAGACAUUUUUCUUUGUCUGUCUGUAAUGUAUUAACACUUAGGAUACCACAGUUAAUCAGUUCUAACCUCACAAAAUAUUCUAGUUGCUUUGUUUGGUGGAAUCAAGCCCUCUGUAAAUUGCUUAGUCAAAAUAGUGAUGCUUUUCAGAGGAUUAUCUCCCCAACAUGUUCAAUUAAUUGUUAUAAAAUAUGGUGUUAAUAUGUGAAAGUUAAUAGUAUGCUAAUCAUCAUGAGGGUGCUCUUACUUAGAAGUCAAGUCCAUUGUAUCUUAAGCUUAAAUUGACGCUGCUACUUCUACAUUGUUUCUGUUACACAAUAGAUUAAUUAAAGCUUGUGAAGGUAUGGCUACCUGGGCUACAGUCACACUUAUUUGCUAUACAAAUAUGUCCUAGGAGAAAUGUAAUCUUACUUGACCAUUUAGUCCAUGUGAUUGUAAGUAGAUGUAAAUUUUUGCUUUUUUACUGUUGAGAGCAUGCUAUCCUUUAGUUCUGCCACUCUGUAAAGCUCUCCCACAAGCUUAGGAGCCAAAACUCUGCAUCUCACUGCCUCUAUAUUCUGUAUAUUGGAGCAGCCAGUGAAAAAACACAAGGCUGUAGUGAUACCUUUCUUCCUGUUUUUGGAUAUUGCCGAUCCAUGCCUGGAUGAGCAUAAAUUAUUGAUUUAGAUGACUAGUCAUAGAAUGCAAAUUUUAAAAUCUCAUAGCAGUAGUUUUAGGGAGGUGCAUGAUAGCAGCUCAAGUAAGUGUUUGAUGAAUAAUAUCCUGAAACUGGACAGAAAAAAAACAGCAGUUGGCUUUUCUGAGAGGAAGAAAUCCCUACCUUUUAUGUUCUUUUAGUAAAUUGUCUGUUGAAAGUAAGUCACUCACUUCAACUCUAGAUUGACAUGCUUUCUCAGGUAGUGAUUUUCCUGUCUUCAAAAUAUUUCCAAAUUCAAAUGAAAGAUGAAAAAUUCAACAGCUCUCUCUAAACAAGUAUUUGAAGAGGGGGAAAAAAAAAAAAGCAAGUAUUCUGUUCUGAGUUCAACCUUUUAAACCUUUUAGUUUUUUUUAAUUAAAAAUCAUUUUAAGGUAAUGAUUUUGGUUACAAAGAAAAUCAAAGUAUUUUGGGGUCUAUGUAUGUCAUUAAAGCACUUUACAAAUCUCAGUGAUGCCAGUCAAGGUGGGGCAAUUUAAAAUAUUUUUAAAAGAGUGCCCCAUCAUGAUGUAUAGAUUCUUGAACUAAACAUUUGUGUUAGGUUACUUUGCUAAGUUGUUGUACCAGUUCCCACUGUUGUUUGCUUGCUUUGUGACCUGUAUUUGUUAGAUCUUAAUAUUACAUUUUUAGAGGCAAAGGCACUGUAUAACAUCAUUAUAAGCAGACAGUUUAAAAUUUUAUUUAAGUAGUUCAAACUGCAGCUUACAUUAAAGUAAAUGGAGAAGAAUUGUUAUUUACGACACGUAUUUGAAAAAGGAGAUUUGGUAGAUAAACAGAAUAUCUUUAAAGGAAUGAUAUAAUGCACUUUCUGUUCGCCAAUAUCUAUAAUAAAGCAGUGAAAUAAUAUUGAAACAUACAGGUAUUAGCAGAGUUUUCAUACUUCCUUUGUGUAGCAGAUGUUGGGAGACUUCAUGGUUGUGGCAGGCCUUACCCACUAAAAGCAGUAUUCAUGAAAGAUGGUAAUAGCAUGGACAAUAGCUCUGUCAAAAUAAGCAGAGUAAAACAAACUUAUUAACAAUGGUUGCCUUCUGUGAAGAUCUCUUCUAAGAUCAUACAGUGAGGUAAGAAGCUCCUGAGCUAAAAAUUAAUUGUGCAGCCUUAUUCUUCACUUCUGUAUAGGCGCUUGUCACUGAAGGCUUCCAGAUAACUCAAAAACCUGCUAGAACCAACCUGUUCUCUUCAGCAUCCAUAUUACUAGUGAGACAUCUAGGAUAACAACUUGAGGUUCAGCUCACAUACUCAUGUAGCAAGAAUGCAUAGUAGAAACACCAUGAACAGAUGGACAUUUAUUAAGGCUAUCUCACAGAUACUGUUUUUGCAGCUGUCAGUCUCUGUCUUCUGUGAUCUAGGUUGCAGCAUGUGGUUAUCAGCAGUGAAAUAGGAAAGGGAAAGCCCUGAAACAGUAGAGGCUAUGGAGUAAGCACAUGCUGCCUGUUCUGCUUCCGGAGAGACAAGGAUAGUAACCUUUGCCCGUGGGGCAGGGCGCACAGGUAGGCAGGAACAUCUCGGACUGCUGCUGUUUGAAUUGCCAAAGUGAAUUUCAUCCCCUACAAUGUCUGUAACUGUUCCAUGAGCUGCUUUUCUUUCCCUUCCCUCUGGUGUUACAUCUUCUACUAUCUGGAUCUAUAUAGGUGAAAGAAAUGAAGGAGUAGAUGGCACUGGGACACAGUGCAAGCAAACUGACAAUGAAUCAUCUGUCUCAAAAACUUGCUCUUAUUUUACAUCUUUUGUAUAUCUAACAUAAUGAAUAAAUCUGAGGACUAUUUAACCAAUA